Molecule: messenger RNA, 2185 nt
Organism: Perkinsus marinus ATCC 50983
Lineage: Eukaryota; Perkinsozoa; Perkinsida; Perkinsidae
Product: Secernin-1, putative
Exons: 9
Coding region: 486-2075 (529 amino acids)
Biological process (GO): proteolysis
Molecular function (GO): cysteine-type exopeptidase activity; dipeptidase activity
Source: RefSeq, a predicted model, not a curated record
ACGCCCUGUAAUGUCUCACUGCUCCGAGUUUUUGCAAAGUGGUAAUUGCACCGCUGUUGCCGUUGAUUGUGGAGCUACAGCAGAAGGGGGCUGUAUGGCUGCGUCUAGUGCGGACGGCACUCCAGUAGAUAUCCGCUUAGUGUAGGUAUUGGGAGGAGUAUGGUCGGGGGGAGGGUGCAAUUUCUAUAUGAUGGAUAUAUGAUGCCCCUAUGAGGAUCGUGAAUCACAAUUCUCAUAGGGAAAUCAUACAGUUGAUGAUAGUGUUGUAGUUGAUUGAGUGAAUCGUUUCCGAGUUGUUCUUUCUUGGUACUCUUUCUAAUGAUGAGCACAUCUGAUAAGUUCCUACAGCGUGGUCAUUGUACAGCUACUGCUGUAGACGGCAUGGGCACCGCUGAUGGUGCGUGUAUUGCGGCUACAAGUGCCGAUGGAACUCCUAUAGACUUCCGCUUAGUGUAUGCAAAUAAGAAUGCAGAGAAAGGGGUCGAAUGACUGUCUCUGCUGCUAGGUACAUUCCCCCGCGAACUUAUGGUCCUAACGGCAAGCGGGCCGUGUACAAGCAAUUCCAAGCUUAUCCACGUAUCGUGGAUGCUGAGCGUGCACCGAGCUACGCUCCGACCGGACCUGAACAAAAACUAAGUGUACCUAUCGGGUAUGUUGAUAUGCCGGAGGGCACUACCUAUGGAUACUGGGAAGCUGCUUAUGGGCUUAUGAACGAGGCUGGUCUGUGCAUGGGCGAGAGUAGUUGUAGUGGUCGCUUAGCUACUGUCCCAGUUGAUGAGAAUCCUCAUGGUGCCUUGUUCUGGGUCGGCGAGCUAGCGAGUAUUGCCCUUGAGCUUUGCUCCACUGCUCGAGGUGCGAUUGAGACCAUGGGUCGGCUUGCUGAGGAGCAUGGCUUUUAUGGCACCACUGAGGUCGAAGAAGCAGGGGAGGCCUUGACGGUCGCUGAUGGUGAUGAGGCCUGGGUCUUCCAUAUCCUGUCUGAUGACACUGGCAGUGGAGCGGUUUGGGCAGCUCAGAAGGUCCCUAAGGGCCAUGCCACAAUCGUUCCUAAUGUUUUCAUUAUCCGUGAUAUUGAUCCUGAUGACAGGGAUAACUUCAUGUUUUCGAAGAACAUCUUCGAUGUAGCCAAGAGAUUAGGAUGGUGGGAUGGCGCUGGUUUAUUGGAUUUCACCAGAACAUAUAGCGUCGGCGAGUAUAAUCAUCCCUAUUAUGCUGGUCGCCGUUUAUGGAGGGCGUUCUCUCUGUGGGCACCUUCGCAGAACUUCGACCCGAAACUUGGUGUUGAACUUGAACGACCAACAUACCCUUUCUCGGUGAAGCCCGACGAGCCGAUCACGCUAGAGAAGAUGAAGAGCUUGUAUCGAGAUCAUAUGGAGGGUACUCAGUACGACCUGACUAACCACGUGACGGCUGGAGGGGCGUUCAGGACGCCCAACAGGUAUGCUGAAGCAGAGGCUGAGGACUCGAUGGAAUAUGGUGCUUGGGAGAGAGCGAUUUCCCUUUUCCGCACCCAAUACGCGUACAUUGCCGUGGCUCGUAAGGGCCAGCCUGGAGUCCUCCAUUUUGCUGUUGGUGCUCCACACGGUAGUGUAUUUGUGCCCAUCGUGGUGAAGCCGAACCCUACUGUGAGGUCCAUUCCUGCAUUGGAGAAUGCUUGGCAGGGCGAGUUCAACGAGAAGUCCCUGUGGUGGGCCGUUUUGAGUGUCUCUAAUACGAUGGAUUUGAAGUGGUGCUACAUGGUCAAGGAUGUUCGAGAGGCACAGAAGGAGGUAGAGGAUGAAAUAGAUGCUAUGAUGAAGACCAAGUCCUUGGAUGAGAUCGAAAAGCAGACCCCGGAGUUGUGCGAUGAUUUGACUCGUCGUUGGUUCAAAUUGCACUACACCCUUCUGGGGAAGUAUCAGAACGGCUACGCCGACUGGGGUUACUCUAAGCUGGGCUAUGGCCCCACUACUGAGUGGCUCAAGACUGUUGGUUUUGACAAGUUCGAUGCAACAAAGAAGCAGUUCGAUGAUCAGAAGGAGCGCUUUAUGAAAAGUCAAAGCGAAGCUGAUGUCAUUCGGCGUAGAAACGCAUAAGUUCGUUCCUGUUCGAAGGUGGUUUCCGCGCUACUUUUUCAAGUUUUCCAAUCUCUUUGGUCGCCCAGUUUUUACGUUUCCACACAGAUCGCUACUUUUCUCUCCGAUCU